AUGGCAGAUGGUGCUGUGAGUUUCUUACUUGAUAAACUAACUACAAUCCUAAUGCAAAAUGCAUCAUUGCUGGGAGAUGCUCGUGACGAAAUAGAAGAAAUCAAGCUUGAGCUAGAGAGUAUGAAAUCUUUCCUAAGAGAUGCAGAAAGAAGAAAGGAAAUGAGUGAUUCAGUGGAAACAUGGGUGAGGCAAGUACGAGAGGUUGCGUAUGAAGUUGAGGAUAUAAUAGAUGAGUUUAUGCAUCACAAAUAUAAGGAAUCUCUUAAGAAUGGACUCAAGGGUAUUGUCAAAGACGUGGUCAACUUCCCCAAGAACAUAACUUCAAGGCAUCGAAUUUCUUCAAAACUAGAAAAGAUCAAAGCUAAGGUUCAUGAGGUUUCAGAGAGAAGCAAGCGAUACGGUUUUGAUCAGAGAGAUGAGGGGGUUACUAGAAAUGUUGCUGGUGAUAGGUGGCAGCACUAUGGAGAAUCAGCAGUGUUUGUAGAUGAAGAUGAUAUGGUGGGAAUGGAAGAGAACACAGAGCAGUUACUUGGAUGGUUAAUGGAGGAUGAACCUCGCCGGACUGUUAUUUCAAUUGUGGGAAUGGGCGGUCUUGGUAAGACCACUCUAGUCACAACAGUAUACAACAAUCAAAUAAUCAAGAGAGACUUUGAUUGUUGGGCAUGGAUCUCUGUGUCUCAAGCUGGUGAGACUGGUGAGCUAUUAAGAAGCAUGAUCAAAGAGCUAUUUGGUGCAACUCCAGUGCCAAUACCAAACAACCUGGGUUCAAUGAACUAUAGGCAACUUGUGGGAAUGCUUAUUGGUUAUUUGCACCAGAAAAGGUAUGUUAUUGUCCUAGAUGAUGUAUGGAGCAUAGAUCUUUGGAGUAUAAUAAGAAGUGCAUUUCCCAAUAAUAGACAUGGAAGCAGAAUUAUCCUCACAACAAGGAACGAGAAUGUAGCUACCUCUGUUGGAAUUGGAAGCCGUGUCCAUCAGCUUGCACCUCUUCAAGAGAAAGAUGCUUGGGCCCUCUUCUGCAAAAGGGCAUUUUGGAAUGACACAGAACACCUUUGUCCCAAAGAGCUUAAACCUUUGGCCGAGGCCAUCUUGAAGAAAUGUGAAGGCUUGCCACUUGCAAUAGUAUCAGUUGGAGGCCUCAUGUGUUCAAGAAGGAAGACAGUUGUGGAAUGGAAGAAUGUCUAUGAAAGCCUCAAUUGGCAACUAAGCAACAAUCCCAAGCUGGAACAAGUGAAGGGCAUCUUGCAGUUGAGCUUCAAUGAUUUACCAUUCUACCUCAAGCAUUGUUUCUUAUACUGUUGUGUUUUCCGUGAUGGUUACCCAAUUAGAAGGAAGAGGCUAAUUAGGCUAUGGAUAGCAGAAGGGUUCAUCCGAGAAAGGAAAGGCAUGACAUUAGAAGAGAUAGCAGAGGAGUACCUCACAGAACUUAUCCUUCGAAGUAUGAUUCAAGUUACAGAGACUAAUGAUGCUGGGAGGGUGAAGAUAUGUCGAGUGCAGGAUGUCAUGCGUGAAUUAGCUGUGACGACGUCUGAAAAGGAGAAUUUCUGCACAGCAUAUGAUGGCUACCAAUCAAAGCUAGAAGGAAAAAUCCAUAGGUUGUCAGUUUACGGUACUGGCGAAAGCAUCCGAUUGAGCAGUACAAUGUCGCACCAUCUUCGCUCCUUCUUUGUGUUUCCAACGGAUAUGUGCUCUUCGUUCUCUCUAGAUGUUGUGUCAUCAAAAUUCAAAUUACUGAGGGUUCUUAAUCUAGAGGGAGUUCCCAUUGACACCAUGCCAGGAACACUGGUUGAAUUGUUCAAUCUAAGGUACUUGAACUUGAGAGAUACCAAGAUCAAGGAGCUUCCCAAAUCAAUGGAAAGGCUGAACAAUUUACAAACAUUGGAUGUAAGGAAUACCUACAUGGAAAGGCUACCAAGUGGAAUAUCAAAACUAUCUGCUUUGAGACAUCUGUGUAUGCUCCGCAAAAAUGAUCAGAGUUCUGAAACAACAGAUGUUCUCAUUAGUAUGCAGGCUCCAGCUGGAAUAUGCAACAUCCGCACUUUGCAGACCCUUACAUGCAUUGACGCAGAGAAAGAGCUAAUCCAAAACGUUGGGAACUUGACUGAUCUCAAACGGUUGGAGAUUACAAAGUUGAGAGCUGCCGAUGGACCAAAGUUGUGCAAUUCAAUUCAAAAGUUGACAGGCCUCCUCCGCUUAGGUGUGAUGGCAACCAGUACAGAAGAAGGACUUCAAUUGGAAGCAUUACGUAUGCCUCCGAUAUUUCUUCAGAAACUAACCUUGAUCGGUCAAUUGAAUAGGUUACCUCCCUGGAUUGGGUCCUUGGCAAAUCUAACACAUUUGUAUUUGGGCCAUUCUCAUCUCCAAGAAGAUAUAAUUUCUUCUAUCCGUGUACUUUCCAGUCUGGUAUUCCUUGAACUCAAGAAAGCAUAUGAUGGCAGGUUCUUACACUUCAAGGAAGGAUGGUUCCCUAGACUAACCAAACUGAAAUUUAUAGAGCUUGCACAAUUGGAUAGCAUGAAAAUUGAGGAGAAAUCGCUGCCAAGAAUCCGAGAGUUGUAUCUAAUUCGCUGUCAAGCGAUGAAGGCUCUGCCUCAAGGAAUUGAGCAUUUUAAAGGCCUCCAGAAGUUACAUUUGGAAGAUAUGCCUGAGCAAUUGGUGCUGGAUUUACAAAGUGGUGGCACCAGUGAAGUUCAACAAAAGGUACAGCACAUAACCACAAUCAAUCUUUGUCUAUAUAACAGACCAAACUCAAGUAGUUGA
Messenger RNA from Dovyalis caffra, 2757 nucleotides. The record is from the annotation of a GenBank genome assembly. Lineage: Eukaryota; Viridiplantae; Streptophyta; Magnoliopsida; Malpighiales; Salicaceae.